AUGGUAACUUCUGCAUUUGAUGGAACAGUUUAUGCUUGGAAUUUAAAAGAACAAACAGAAAAUAACAUGUUGUUUGAAAAAGUGUUUUUAAUGAAUGGCCUUAUGAGAAUGAAACUCACCCCUGAUGGGACUAAAAUGAUUAUCUCUACUACGUCAGGAUUUAUGGUAAUUAUCCAUAAUCUUAACCUUUUAUCGUUAGCUACUGAUUUACAACGGUUCAGACCCAACUUGUAUAGACUUAUGCAAACUAGUGAGCAAUGCUUUCCAAUUGCUACCACAUUCAAUCACCUAUUUAGCCAAUCCAAAACCAGAAAUAGGAUUGAAUUUAUUGACGAUUUUCCUAACAAUGCUGAUGUUAUUAGUUCAUUACAAAUUCAUCCCCAUGGAUGGUCAGCUGUGUCUAGAAACUUGAACGAUGAAGAGAAUGAAGAAUGGACUGCAGUGCAUGACAUCCAAACUCGAGAUCCAAAAGAAUAUGAAGAUGCUUUUAUGUAUGGUGAGGAGGAAGAUGAGGAUGAAGAAGUUGAUGCUAUUAAUGAACUCGAAGGAACACCUGAAGGACGGCCCAUUCAAACUGUAGCAGAUUUGUGGAUGAAUUUGAUUACUGUUGAAGAGCUUCCUGGCAAUGAUGCAAACACUUCAUUGAGUGUUGUAAACAGUGGCCUAAUUGGGCCAAAUCCUUCUUUCAAGUCCUAUUUUAAGCGCCAUCCCAACGAAAAAAAUAAAAUAAUCAAAAACAUACCAAGAAUGACGCAUUAUGCCAAAGAGAGAAAUGUUGGCAAGGGUUUUAUAAAAGGGCUAACAUUUUCAUCAGAUGGAAGAGUAAUUUGCUCGCCAUAUGAUAAAGGUUUCAGACUGCUGGGUUUUAGUGAGACUUGUCAAGAAAUUUCUGAUUGUGUUCCAGCAAAACCUCAGCAAUUGCUAACGAUACUAGAAAUGAAUGAUUAUCAUAGGGACAUUGUGGUGUCUAGUAAAUUUAGUCCUACUCAUUUUCAGUUAGUAACUGGAUGCUUAGGCAGUGAAAUUAAAUGGUACCAGCCUAAACUUUGA
This is a messenger RNA of Ceutorhynchus assimilis (cabbage seed weevil), 1050 nucleotides long. NCBI's taxonomy places the organism in Eukaryota, Metazoa, Arthropoda, Insecta, Coleoptera, Curculionidae. The record is from the annotation of a GenBank genome assembly.